Messenger RNA from Branchiostoma belcheri (Belcher's lancelet), 1601 nucleotides. Its product is annotated as pyroglutamylated RFamide peptide receptor-like. Gene Ontology annotation, cellular component: membrane. The record is from RefSeq and is a predicted model, not a curated record. The coding region runs from base 1 to 1590 and encodes 529 amino acids. NCBI's taxonomy places the organism in Eukaryota, Metazoa, Chordata, Leptocardii, Amphioxiformes, Branchiostomatidae. The transcript is spliced from 6 exons. Gene Ontology annotation, molecular function: neuropeptide Y receptor activity; peptide binding. Gene Ontology annotation, biological process: G protein-coupled receptor signaling pathway.
AUGGCGGCUCUUGACGACUUCGAAAGGGCCGAGAAAAAUGUCAGUAACUCUACAGGUUCGAACGUGACGGUCCCCGAGCCGUACGUGGGCGCAGCCGCCAUCCUGGAGAACCUGGCGGUCUCCGUCCCCACCAUCCUCACCUACGCCGUCUGCUUCCUUCUCGGCACCGUCGGGAACGUGCUGGUGGUCUUCUCCGUGGCGCGUUUCCGGCGGCUCCGCUCCACCACCAACUACCUCCUGGGGAACCUGGCCACGGCGGACCUGCUGAUCGUGGCGCUGUGCGUGCCCGUCAAGGCGGCCGAGUUCUUCCUGCCGGCCUGGGAGCUGGGCGGCUUCCUGUGUAAGGCCACGGCACUCCUGCAGUUUCUGUCGGUCAUCUGUUCCGUCCUCACGCUCACAUGCAUCUCCAUUGAAAGGUACUACGGUAUCCUCCACCCGAUGAAGGCCCGUGCCAUGUUCAUGUACGGGAAGGCUCGCCGUGCUGUGGCGGUCAUCUGGGUGCUGUCUCUCCUCCUGGCCUCCCCCAGCCUGGUUAUACAGGGUCUUGUGGGAUAUGACUGGGGGACGGGCGAUACCAUCUACCACUGUCAGCAGGUGUGGGCGUCGGUAGUGUACGAGCGUCUGUACGUGUUGUACGGUCUGCUGGUCCUCUUUCUCCUCCCCCUCGCCAUAAUGGGCUUCUCCUACGGCUGCGUCAUCUGGGAAAUCGUGCAGCGGCGGAGAGGUCAGAGUUCAGAAAGUGAACAGAAAGAAAAUGUCGAAAACGAAGGAAAGAUGAUGUCCUUUCGCCGUUUCUCGGAACAUCUUCGGCGAACCCCGCAAAACCCCGAGGUAGUCGGGGCCGCUGAGAACAUGCCACACGGGCCCAGAAUGACGUCAAUGCAGCUGGAGACCAUCACCCAGGGCAACGCAGACGAGAAUAGUUCAACCAAUAGUCGAAAACCAUCGUUCCAAGUCCUGGGGGACGAAAACGGCUUACAGAUAAUGAAGAUGCUGCUGGUUGUGAUGGCGGUGUUUGUGUCCUGCUGGGGACCGCUGCUGAUCCUCCACACUCUGGUGACCUUUAACCUCCUGGACGAGCACACCCAGCACGUGUACGCCAUGCGCAUCGCCUUCCGCCUGCUGUCCUACCUGAACAGCUGCGCCAACCCCGUCUGUUACGCCUUCAUGUCGCACAGCUUCCGCAGCAGCUUCCGACAGGCGAUAUCAUCCUGCGGCAAACGCCGGGCCUCGUGCCGAGGGGGGAACCAGCCUUCUCCGAGAGGCCUGCUGGCGGCAAACCUACCGAUCCCGGAGGUCCUCGUUCAGCAUUUAGACGUCCCGUCCCUGGCAGAGGGCUACUCCCUGCAGAGAACCCAGGGCACCCCUCUAGGAACCCCACUCGGAACCCCUGAUAGACAGUCAGUCAGGGGGGCAAAUUCUGAGGAAGAGCUGCACCACCAACUGAAGUCGGUAGAGGGCACUUUUGCUUUAGACCAUGGUGGUGGCACCGAUGGCCUUGACCAUGCAAAGGCCAAUGGUCAAGUUCAUUUGGAGGAAUAUCUCUACUGGAAAGCUCAGAAUGCCUUUUCCUUCGUAACGUCUGUCUAAAUUCCUCGUUC